This is a messenger RNA of Myxocyprinus asiaticus (Chinese sucker), 2996 nucleotides long. RefSeq lists its product as uncharacterized. Lineage: Eukaryota; Metazoa; Chordata; Actinopteri; Cypriniformes; Catostomidae. The record is from RefSeq and is a predicted model, not a curated record. Bases 105 to 1232 code for a protein of 375 amino acids. The transcript has 7 exons.
CAAGAAUUCAGUUAUAUCAUAUUUUGACCUGAUGUGUUGCUAUAAGUACUUCUACCUAUGAUAGUCAAUAGAUUUUUAACACAGAAUCAAAUGAAACUCGUGUCAUGGUGCUGUUACAUUUCUUAACAUUACAUCUCAGACGUAUCACUUCCUUUUUGAAAGACGGAUGUACACACUGCCAUUUGUUUUCUAAGAUGGCUUUAAGAUGGAUGCUCGUACUCAUUCUUCUUUUAGACAGCACAGUGUCCUGCUCUGAAGACACGCUGUUUGUGCAGACAGGAGGUUCUGUUACACUGGAUAUACAAACACAUGAGCUACCAGAGUUUGAUGAAUUAGUCUGGAUAAAUGAGAAAUCAGAGAAUAUAUUCAAAUAUUUAAAAGCAUCUAAAACAGGAAGACCUCACUCUUCCUACAAGAACAGAGUGGAUUUCAAUAAUGAAACAUUUUCUUUGACAUUGAAGAACAUGCAGAAGACAGACAGUGGGGUCUACGAAGCAAGAGCAAGUGGAGAAUUAACCACAACUGUGGCGAAACACAUAGUAUCUGUUAUGGAUGCCGUGGAAGCCCCUGUCCUAUUUGUAAACAUCUGUAAAUUUACAUGUAAAGGACAUAAUAGUACAAUCAGCUUCACUUACAAUAGCAGCUAUUUUCAAGAGGAAGUGAGAUCAUCUGGAAACUACAAUCUCAGCUUGUAUUGCAGUGGUGACAUUAUCAUCUGUAACCAUAGCAACCCAGUUAGUUGGAAGAAUGAUACAAAGGAAGUUAAUGAAUCCUGCACUUUUAAUAUAGACAAAAGAAGCAGUGGACAGCAUUCUAAGCCUAUCUAUUGGUUGAUUCCCCUUCUUUGCAUAUUGGUUGUUGUGGCAGUGGUCGGCUACCGUUGCUAUACUAAUAAAAAAGAUCCCCAAGAGGGUGAAAGUACAGUUUAUGCAGAAGUUACGGAGGACAACAAGCCACAAAAUCCACCGGAUAUGCGGGAGAAAUCAGAGAAUCCUAAGACUGUGUACGAUACUGCAGGAGCGCAGCCUGAUGUUACUAUGGAAACCAACCUGACCAUGCCCAAUCCUGACUCUAUGAAUCAGAAUGCAGCACUAACACAGAGCAACCCAGACAAACCAGUCACUGUCUACUGUGCCAUUCAAAAGCACCCAAAACCCCUAAUGCCUGAAACUGAUCACACCAUUUAUUCAGUGGUCAGCAAACCCUCAGCCGGCUAUGAAUCGGCACACUAACUGAAUUUAAAUACAUUAAAAGCAUCCUCAUCAGAACAGUAUAUACUAUGGAUGUCGAUAUGGAAAACUACUGUAACUUUCAGUAAUUUAGACUUCCUUAGGAUUUCAAUAAUAAUUGGUCAUGCAGUGUGCUAUUCAUUGUGUGACUUGCACUGACAGGGUGCUUUUUUUGUCUGUCUGUCUGUCUGUCUGUCUAUAUUUCUAUCUAUAUGCCUAUUCUAUUGUUUGAAUAAGUAAGGAAAUUAAUGAAUUUAUUGAAAUUGUACAAUUGCUGCAGGUUUGUGACUCAGAGGAAUGUAAAAUCUAUCACUAUUUCAGUAGAGAUUUCCAUUGCAGAUUCCUCACAACCCUUGUGAUCACUCUUUAAAACCACUUCCUGGAAAGUAUGUGUAUUGGUCUGUAACAGUCAAGUUAAAAAUGACGUUGGGGGUGUCUGUUUGGCAAAAGUUGCAUCCCUUUGAAAUGCAUUUAGACUGUUGGUAUUUAGACCCUCAACCCACCACUCUACAUGGGAUCUAUUUUUCUCGAGUAAAUGCUAUUCUGUUGUACUUUCUCACUUGUAAGUUGCUUUGAAUAAAAUGCAUAAACCUGCACUGUAAAAAAAAUUCUGUAAUUGUAACGGUAAAAGACUGUAAAAAUGCUAGAGAAAUAAAAUGUUAAUUGAUAAACGAAUAUUAACUGUAAAAUACACAGUAACAUUUUUAAAUAGAUUUUAAAAGACAAUAAAGUAGUUUUUAAAAUAAUAUGUUGUUGAAAUAUUUAUUUAUUUAUUUGAUGUAAAAACAAAAUGAUUUUCCUGUAUAAUUAAUGGUAAAAAUGUAUAUUGUUUAACAAGAGAAUACAUGUACUUUAUACAGUAAAAUAUUGUUAAAAUUACAGUAAAAACAAUAAUCGGGCAUUCCCACAGUUCCCUGCAUGACCCAUUAUAUUUCAUUAUAUUUUAUGGGAAUAGUUAUGUUUCUUCUUAUUUUUAAUAUCAGUUAUGUACAUUGGGGUGUUCUGUUUUAUAUUUAAUGUAGUUUAGUUAAUGUUUACUGCAUUAUUUUAAUUUCACAUGUGUUACCCUGAUGGUGUUUAGUGCUUUUGUGAGUGACACUGAGCACUGAGUCUCUGUUUAUUGGUCAUUGCUCCUGGAAGAGACACUAUUGAUUAACCUCAUGUCAUCAUGUGCUCAUUCUGUAAUUUGUACAGUGAUGAACAAUACCUUAUAAAGUAAAAAGCAGAUUUUUACAGUUUCAGAAGGUUAAUAUCAAGUUUAUGACAUUUUUAUUUUUUACUGUCAAUUUUACAGAUUUUUUUUUUUUUACAGUGCCAUUGUGGUCAUGUAAAUUACAACAGUUUUAAACUGUAAAAUUUACAGGUUGUUCUGUAAAGUUGUUUAAAUUUUUACUGCAUUUUUUACAUAAUUAUUCUGGCAACCACAGCUGCCAUUGUUUUUUUUUUUUUUGGUAAAAACAACAGGAUUUCUUGUACAGUGUGUAUUCUACCUGUAGUAACUGAUUAUCGAUUGUUUUACCUGUAUCUGUUAUUUUUUUCUCAGUUUGUUCUGUUUCUCUGUUUCUUGAGUUUGUAUUCAUCUUUUGAACCUCUUGAGUGUAGCCUGUUUAAUUGUUCUUGCAACUUUCAAUUUCCAUGAAAAAACUCUUGAAUAAAAUUUAUGCUUAAAAGAAUAUUCCAGGUUAGAUACAAGUUAAGGUCAAUUAACAGCAUUUGUGGCAUUAUGUUGAGUACCACAAAAAAUAUUUUUGCAUUUCUUUUUUUUUU